AUGUCCGAUGGACAAGGCGAGAAUACAGAAUAUUUUGGAGGAUACGGAAGUGAAGAAUUCAUUAUCAGGAAAAACAAUGAAGAAAUGGCUAUAUUAUCAAUGGGAAUGAAUUCGAAGAAAAUGAGGUUGAAUUUGGACCAAGAUGCUUCAAGAGAUUCCGUGUAUCAUAACUCAAGUUCAGAAUCUUCAGGAUCUUCACCAGUAACACCUUCAUCUUAUUCCUCUUAUACUGACACUACCGACAAUUUUUUCGCAAAAAAUCAUCAAAAACAACAGCAGCAAAUAUCACAACAAUAUGCAACUCAUUCGCCUGCAAAUAAACAACGUCAAUAUCCACUUCGUAUUUCAACACGAUCUGACACAUCAUCACUAUUAUCUGAUGUUGAAUUACUUAAUCCUUAUGCAAAUAUCAAUUCAGUGCUAUACCUCGCAAAUUUGACACGAAAUUCACAUAUUUUGAAUGAAAUACGGGAAGAUAUUGGUGGAAUGGACAUAGAUGAACGGGAAAAUGAAUUUGUGGGUGGGGUGAUAGAAAAUUCAAUAACAAAUUUAAAUGAGAACCUCGGUGGUAACAUGUCAGCAAUUCAUGCAUCACUUAAUCAUUGUCCCAAUAGUAUCGAAGGUAUAAAUAAACAUGAUAAUCAUGGUGACCGUGCUAAUAAGCAAGAUUUUGGAAUGGCAUCUGGAUAUCAAUCUAUUAAUGCUGUUUUAAGAGAGGCUUUCUUGAGAAGGCAUGGAUUAAAUUCGCAAAGCUAA
This is a messenger RNA of Racocetra fulgida, 756 nucleotides long. Lineage: Eukaryota; Fungi; Glomeromycota; Glomeromycetes; Diversisporales; Gigasporaceae. The record is from the annotation of a GenBank genome assembly.